UUUGAUCUGAAAACAUAUGAAUGUAUUCCCUAAACAGUAUGUACGACGAAGAAAUAAUAUUACCUUGUUAUGUGUGCCAGUACAUUUAUUUGUAGUGGCUAAAAAGUUUGUAUGAUAGAAGCCAAUAAAAAGGAAAAAAAUAAGAAAAACAUCUAAGAUGUCAGCUGACGUCUGUGCAGUACUAGGCACAGAAGUUUCUGAAUGUUUAACAGCUGUAGUAGAGAAGCAUGGCUCUGAUGGAUCAGGAUGCACGGUACUGGACUGUCUGGCUGCACGAGACUUGCUGUCAGGAGAUCGUGCUGUUUGCCUUGUGUGCUUGAUGCAUACCCCAGUGCACCACCGUAAUGUGUUGGCACGCCUUGGUGUCCCCAAACCAGAAACACAUGCAGCUUUAUAUUUUGUUGAUGCCCUUUCACAGCUGGGCAGCAUUUCUGGUUGCUCUUCUGAUGACCUUUUCUCACAGGUAAUGAAGGUCGUUGCUUCAGCACAAGUUUCUGGUAUAUCUCACUUGAGCCUAAUAUUGGAUGAUGUAAGUGUGCUGCUUGAUGUCGGCUGGGAUUUGCAGCAAGUAAUAAGUUUCUUAAGCCGUCUUCGUUCUCUAAAAUUGGCAUCCAUGGCAGUUCUCACACACACUGCAGGUGCAGACACACUGACAUCUCUUCUAGCAGCUGCCCUGAUUCAUUCAUCAGAUACAGCAGUUUCAGUAUUGCCUCUAAGUACUGGUGUGAGUGCUGAUGUUUCAGGAACAUUAAUUAUACGACAUCUGCAACAACCGAAUGAUACGCCACAGACAUUCCAUUUCAGACUUAUGGAUAGGCAGGUGAAAGUCUUUGCUCCAGGCAGCAUUCGUUGAGCUUCUAUAAGAUGAUGAUAAAGAAGGUGUAACAGUUGUAAAGAUUGAUUCCAAAAAUAAGAUAGAUCUGCAGUCUAUGUGACCUUGCACAAUAAACCAGUGACUAAGUUUCAA
This is a messenger RNA of Schistocerca cancellata (South American locust), 967 nucleotides long. RefSeq lists its product as uncharacterized. Gene Ontology annotation, biological process: tRNA wobble uridine modification. The coding region runs from base 158 to 853 and encodes 231 amino acids. The transcript has 4 exons. Lineage: Eukaryota; Metazoa; Arthropoda; Insecta; Orthoptera; Acrididae. The record is from RefSeq and is a predicted model, not a curated record. Gene Ontology annotation, cellular component: elongator holoenzyme complex.